ACUUGAUAAAUUUAGCGAAAUGAGGCACAUAUUGGUAAAUUUUAUGAAAAGAUUCAACCAACUGGUUCUACAAAGCUAAAGAACAAAUAGGACUUGUUAAACAAAAGCAAGGCCAAGAGAAGAUUUACAAAACUAAAAGCCUUUCUCAGCAAGGCACUUUGGUGACUUUAAGAACAUCUGCACCAACAGUUUGUCAUAUUGGUGGCUUUGUAGACUGCGAUACAGGUGGGCAUUUCCCUGACGACAUCAGCGGUCGCUGAUGGCAAUGUUCCCAUACCUUGCGAAGUACAGGGUUAUUUAUGUGUCUAUAUACACCUGGCGUCUCUAAUAUAUAAGUACAGCCCGUAGUCAAAAGACAAGAUAAUCAUUGGGGAAAUGGCGUCGACUGCUGUGAUCCUCACGUGCAUUCACGUAGUUUCUUGGACCCUUAGUACGUCAGCCUCCUCCAGCCUACAAUUCGACCACGAGGCCUUCACGGUCAGAAGACUCCGACAACUAACACAGCAGAUACCCACAGAAAACAUUCUGCAGCUGGCUACUUCUCUUGGAGAGACAGAGUUGGUGACAUACUUGAAUAGAACUGGUCUGGCAACGUCUGUCAGUGAUAGCGCUUUGGUAACUGUGUUCGGACCAACCAAUGCCGCCUUCGACACAGCGUCGGUGGCCGUCCGCAGCAUGUUGGUCCACAGUCCGGCCACAGCGCACGCCAUCAUGGCGUACCACAUUGUGGACGGUCGCUUCCAGUCGUCAGACUUCGUCAACGAGCAGCUGCUCAAAACAAAGCUCGGCCUCAACGUCCGCAUCAACGUCUACCCGUCCACCAACGUCAUCACAGCAUCUGGAAGGCCAAUACAAGUGGCAGAUAAGGCGGCUACAAAUGGAAUUUUGCAUGAGCUGUCAGCCGUGAUGUUACCACCAGGUGGCGCUAUACCCAAGGUACUCUCAGAAGUUCCGGACUUGAGCAUCCUGCUCAGUGUCGUCAAAGCUGCUGGAAUGACAGACCAGCUCUCUGCCGUGGGGCCGUUCACCUUGUUUGCGCCAACCAACCAUGCGUUCCAUUCUUUACCUGCUGGCGAGCUGAGCCAGCUUUUUAAGAACACCACACGUCUUCGAGAGGUUCUUAGCCACCACAUUGCCAAGGGAACCACUUACAGUGCCGGACUGCAGCCACAAAUGACGAUUCCUGUGCUGAACGGAGCUUUGAGUCUUGUCAAUGAAGGGUCUAUGGUGAACAUAAACAAUGCCUCCAGCAUCAUCUUCGCAGACCUGAACGCCAGUAACGGAGUUAUUCACCUUAUCGACUCUGUACUGUUUCUUACCCAGUAGCCAUGAAUGGUGCUCUUGGGAACUAGGAAACAUCAGAUGAUGUUAACGCCAAUUACAUGAUGACUACUGAGUGGAAAACAUCGUGAAAAAGACCAGACAAUCGCAAUAAAUGAGAAAACAUUCA
Pomacea canaliculata is the source of this 1450-nucleotide messenger RNA. RefSeq names its product transforming growth factor-beta-induced protein ig-h3-like. Gene Ontology annotation, cellular component: extracellular matrix. Gene Ontology annotation, molecular function: cell adhesion molecule binding. The transcript has 7 exons. Lineage: Eukaryota; Metazoa; Mollusca; Gastropoda; Architaenioglossa; Ampullariidae. The record is from RefSeq and is a predicted model, not a curated record. Gene Ontology annotation, biological process: extracellular matrix organization; cell adhesion. Bases 376 to 1326 code for a protein of 316 amino acids.